Messenger RNA from Gastrolobium bilobum, 1853 nucleotides. RefSeq names its product pectinesterase-like. Gene Ontology annotation, biological process: cell wall modification. The record is from RefSeq and is a predicted model, not a curated record. Gene Ontology annotation, molecular function: pectinesterase inhibitor activity; pectinesterase activity. Lineage: Eukaryota; Viridiplantae; Streptophyta; Magnoliopsida; Fabales; Fabaceae. Bases 39 to 1625 code for a protein of 528 amino acids. The transcript is spliced from 2 exons.
AUAUAGUAGAAAAACAUUUUAAUCAUUUCAUUUUCCACAUGGACAAACUCUUAUUCAACUGUUACAUUGGAUAUUUUCUUCUUUGUUCUCUCUUGGUUGUGCAUGGCAAAGAAUUAUCAUGCAAUCAAACCCCGUACCCGCAAGUGUGCAAGCAUUACAUUGACAUUACCAACACAUUAUCAACCCUAGAUGCUUCAUCUUCUUCCUUCCAUGAUAUGGCCCUUAAGGUCACCAUGGUCCAAGCCAUUGAAGCUCACAAACUUGUCUCAAUCAUGGAAUUGAAUAAUUUCAAGGACAAGCGAGCAAAGUCAGCAUGGGAAGAUUGUUUGGAGCUCUAUGAGGACACAAUUCAUCAUCUCAACCACUCAAUGAGGUCAAACAAUCUAAAUGACAAGCUAACUUGGCAAAGUACAUCCAUUGCAAACCAUCAAACAUGCCAAAAUGGUUUCAUUGAAUUCAACCUUCCCUCUCACCUAAACUACUUCCCAUCCAUGUUAAGCAACUUCUCCAAAUUGCUUAGCAAUUCCUUGUCCAUUAGCAAAGCUGUGGCUUUGUCAUCAUCAUCAUUGUCAUCAACCAAACAAAUUGGUGGGAGAAAGUUGCUUUCGGAUGGCUUCCCCCAUUGGUUGUCAGCUUCAGAUAGAAGGCUUCUUCAGGCAACGGAGGGAACACCAAAAGCUGAUAUUGUGGUGGCACAGGAUGGAACUGGGAACUAUAAGACCAUAUCUGAGGGUGUGGCUGUAGCUGCUAAACUCAAAGGGAAAGGACGAGUUGUUUUGCAUGUCAAAGCAGGAGUUUACCGAGAAAGUGUUGAUAUCAAGAAGAUAGUGAAGAACUUAAUGAUCAUUGGAGAUGGGAUUGAUGCCACAAUUGUUACUGGUAACCAUAACGCACAAGAUGGCUCCACUACUUUUCGUUCAGCUACUUUUGCUGUUUCUGGUGAGGGUUUCAUCGCCAAGGACAUAACUUUUGAGAACACAGCAGGACCACAGAAGCACCAAGCGGUGGCUCUCCGGUCCGGCGCCGAUCACUCAGUGUUCUACCGCUGCAGCUUCAAGGGCUACCAAGACACGUUAUAUGUUUACUCCCAACGCCAAUUCUACCGUGAAUGUGACAUAUAUGGAACCAUAGACUUCAUUUUCGGUGAUGCCGUCACAGUCCUUCAAAACUGCAACAUCUACGUGAGAAAACCAAUGAGUAACCAGCAGAACACGGUCACAGCACAAGGAAGAACCGAUCCUAAUGAGAACACAGGAAUUAUCAUCCAUAAUUGUCAUAUUACUUCAUCUGGGGACUUGAAACCUGUUCAAAGCUCUUUCAGAACCUUUCUAGGUCGUCCAUGGCAAAAGUACUCGAGAACAGUGGUCAUGAAGAGUAACUUAGAUGGGUUGAUUAACCCUGCAGGUUGGUCACCGUGGAAUGGAAACUUUGCUUUGAGCACUCUCUAUUAUGGUGAGUAUAUGAAUACAGGACCUGGUGCUAACACAGAAAGGAGGGUAAAAUUAUGGCCAGGGUUUCGAGUAAUCACAGAUCCUACUGAGGCUGUGAAAUUCUCCGUUGGAAAUUUCUUAGCUGGAGACUCGUGGAUUCCUGGUAGUGGCGUGCCGUUUGAUGUAGGUUUGUGAAUACUGAUAAAAAAAAAGUUAUGGAGGUUGGAGUGGGAAGUAAUGUGGGAUAUAGGACUUGGUCGUUUCAAAAAUGGGAUAGUGACUCUUUAUAAAGAUAUAGGGAAAUUGCAGUCAUGUAGAUUGUGUUGGGUUUUCCCUUUUACAGAGGGUACAGAAUAUGUUGUACUUUUAUGUGUUACAUACUUCCAUUAUCGAUCUCUAGGGACAGUCUGUUCAUUUUGUCAA